AUGAUCCAGCCGACAAGAUUUGGUCCGGCGAUCGCAGCGCGGACAGCUACACUUUUACCUGGUCGAGCGUACCUUUCGCGGACAUCAAAUGAUCAGUAUAGGAGGCUUAGCACACUAUUGAGCGACGCCCGGAGGACGCCACAGUCAAGUACCUCUUUCGAAACCACAAUUUUAUCUUCUGUAUUACUAUCUCGACGAGCUCUCCAUUCUACCGCGAUCCGAAGCCAGGAACAAAAGGAACAAGCGCAUACGAAUCACAAAAAAGCCGAAACCGAAACCGAAUCCAAAUCCGAUAGCGAAAAGAAUAAAGAAGGUGAAGGCGAGUCUUCUCAAGAACAGAAGAAAAAAGACGUUCCUCCUCCUCCACCACACGGUGAUAAAACCCCGUGGCAAGUCUUCACCGAAACUCUACGAUCUGAAUUCAAAAAAUCCAAAGAAUGGGAGGAAGGUACCAAAGCCCUUGCAUCAUCCGCACACACCUUCACCGAGAGUGAGUCGGUCAAGCGAGCCCGUGCUGCUUACGAGGCUGCUUCGACUACCGCAACCUCCACCACAUCAACCGCUUUGAAAUCCACUGGAAGGGCUAUUGGACAAGGAGCAGCUUGGACUUGGGAGACUCCGGUAGUCAAAGGACUGCGUAAAGGUGUUUCUGCAACUGGAAAGGGCAUUGAGAAGGUCACCCGACCAGUCAGGGAGACCGAAGCUUAUAAGAGUGUCAAGGAAGCUAUCGACGAUGGCAGUAGCUCUCGUUAUGGUGGAUGGAUUGAAAAAGAAGAGCGUCGUCGUCAAAGACAGUUGCGUGAGGAGAACGAAUUGAAAUCCGGCAAAUCGUCUCGACUCGAACCUAUGGAGGAAGACCCCAAUGCCGGCACGAACCUUACCCUUCAUAAAGACUCGGCUUGGAAAGAAUCCUGGAAGGACUUCCGCGAUAAGAGCCCAGUGAUGCAAAGACUAUUCUCGCUUAAAGAUACAUACAAUGAAUCCGAAAACCCUCUUAUUUCCACAGCCCGCAGCAUCUCAGAUCGUGUGGCAGGCUUUUUCGCCGAAAACGAAACCGCCAGAGUCAUCAAGAAGUUUCGUGAGAUGGACCCGAGCUUUCAGCUCGAACCAUUCCUACGAGAGAUGCGCGAAUACAUUUUGCCAGAAGUUCUCGAUGCAUACGUCAAGGGAGAUAUCGAGACUCUCAAACUGUGGUUGUCUGAUGCUCAAUUUUCGGUAUACUCCGCAUUAGCACAACAAUAUACAACGCUCGGCAUGAAGUCUGAUGGUCGUAUUCUGGACAUCCGAGGUGUUGAUAUUGCCAAUGCUCGUAUGCUUGAGCCUGGCGAUAUUCCUGUUUUCGUCGUCACUUGUAGAACUCAGGAAGUCCAUGUCUACCGCAAUGCCAAAACGAACGAGCUUGCUGCAGGAAUGGAAGAUCGUGUUCAGCUCGUCACGUAUGCCAUUGGUGUUACAAGAAUUCCUGAGGAUGUCAACAAUCCCGAAACCCGAGGAUGGAGAAUGAUUGAAUUGCAAAAGGCUGCAAGAGACUAUAUCUAA
Messenger RNA from Talaromyces amestolkiae, 1539 nucleotides. RefSeq lists its product as uncharacterized. The record is from RefSeq and is a predicted model, not a curated record. Gene Ontology annotation, molecular function: protein-folding chaperone binding. Gene Ontology annotation, biological process: protein import into mitochondrial matrix. NCBI's taxonomy places the organism in Eukaryota, Fungi, Ascomycota, Eurotiomycetes, Eurotiales, Trichocomaceae. The transcript has 2 exons. Gene Ontology annotation, cellular component: mitochondrial inner membrane. Bases 1 to 1539 code for a protein of 512 amino acids.